Adineta ricciae is the source of this 810-nucleotide messenger RNA. NCBI's taxonomy places the organism in Eukaryota, Metazoa, Rotifera, Eurotatoria, Adinetida, Adinetidae. The record is from the annotation of a GenBank genome assembly.
AUGCAAGGUACCAUCAGACAGUUCCCAACGAACUUCAUCAGAAAAUUAUUUAUACGAUUUACAUGUGUGUUCUUAUGCAGUGCGUUGAUUUUCAUUUAUAAUUUUUAUGAAUAUAAGAAUUCAGCAGGUUUUACUCCGACGACGAAUUAUUCAAGCGAAACUUUCCUUCCAAAUCUCACUGCAUGCGAAUCGGGAGACACUGAUCGACAACGAUUUUUACUCGAAUUAUUUCAUGGCUGGACGCAAUUCGCUCAUGAAAACAACAUACCGUAUUGCAUUUUUUACGGAACACUUGUAGGUUAUGUUCAACACGGCAAUUUAAUAUCUUACGAUGGUGAUGUUGAUGUUCUAAUGCUCCAAUCGGACACAGCGCGUCUUGUUCCCUUUGCAGAAACCAACUUUUCCGCUACUUAUUACUUAAAACUUCAGCCUCAAUGGUCUACUGUUGGUUAUGAAAAUCGUUCGUAUUUUUACGAUCAAGAUAUUAACUUCGUCGCACCAAAUGCACGUUUCAAACGUCGAGGAAGUUAUAAAUUCGUGGAUAUUUACCCUGGUAAUACAUAUCAUCCAGAUGAUCCAAAAAACUCAACAUAUCGAGGUAAAACUCUGACGAUCUACGAUCGGUCUUACUAUUGGCUACCCUUGCCCAUCGAAUGGAUAUUUCCUUUGAAACCAUGUCUGUUGACUGGGAUAAAAACAUGGUGUCCAGCAAAACCAGACAAAAUUGUAGCUAAAAUAUACGGAAGUGAGUCGGUCAACCAAAGCAAUUACGAAUGUGUUAAUAAUACAUGGGUUAGAGCUCUGUUUUAA